AUGAGGUUAGGAAAACCUAAGGGAGGUAUUUCUCGGAGCUCAAGCCAAGGAAAAGCUUAUGAGAACCCACGCAAAACAGGCCGGCAGCGGCAAAAAUGGGGAAUGACUGUUCGAUUUGACUCAAGCUUGAGUAGACUGAGAAGAAGGUUGGAUGAGAAGCCCUAUAAAUGUACUGAAUGUGAAAAGAGUUUCAGUCAGAGCUCAACUCUUUUUCAACACCAGAAGAUUCACACCGGAAAGAAAUCCCAUAAAUGUGCCGAUUGCGGGAAAAGUUUCUUUCAGAGCUCUAACCUCAUUCAGCAUCGGCGGAUCCAUACUGGGGAAAAGCCCUAUAAAUGUGAUGAGUGUGGAGAAAGGUUUAAACAGAGUUCAAAUCUCAUUCAACACCAGAGAAUUCAUACUGGAGAAAAACCCUAUCAGUGUGAUGAGUGCGGCCGAUGUUUCAGCCAGAGUUCCCACCUUAUUCAACAUCAGAGAACCCACACAGGGGAGAAGCCCUACCAGUGCAGUGAAUGUGGCAAAUGCUUCAGCCAGAGCUCUCAUCUUAGGCAGCACAUGAAGGUGCACAAAGAAGAGAAACCUCGUAAAACCCGGGGCAAAAAUAUUAGGGCAAAAACUCACUUAGUGUCAUCUUGGAAAGCCGGUACAGGUAGGAAGUCAGUGGCUGGUCUCCGCUAA
Puma concolor (puma) is the source of this 678-nucleotide messenger RNA. Lineage: Eukaryota; Metazoa; Chordata; Mammalia; Carnivora; Felidae. The record is from RefSeq and is a predicted model, not a curated record.